UCCCAGGGGAGAUCCAAAGCGAAGGGCACUGCUGGUCCCCAAAAAACCCAGUUAGAGGGGCAUAUAGGAGAGAAGAAAGCAUUGUUGAACCGUUAUUGUUUCAAGAAGACCUGGACUGGUUCCUCAGGAUCAAUGGGACCAGGCUAGAUCAGUAGGAGCUUUGAAAGAGGACGACUAAGAGUCUAGGGCGAUGGCGCUGAUUCGCCGCUGUCUGCUGGUGGUAGUGUUGUGGAUUGGGGUCAGAGAAGGGGCCGGUGGUGAGCAGAUGAAGCAGGCCCAGGCUCCUCUUAUCCCUCAUCGGCCCUUCAUCAUAGUCUGGAACGCCCCCACAGAGUCCUGCCGCCUUCGCUUCAAGGUGGACCUGGACCUCAGCGUCUUUGACAUCGUGGCCAACCUCAACGAGACCCUUAGCGGGCCCAAUGUCACCAUCUUCUACCAUAGCCACCUGGGCUAUUAUCCUUACUACGCCAGCUCUGGGAACCCCAUCAACGGGGGCCUGCCCCAGAACCAGAGCCUGUCCAAGCACCUGAGCAAGGCCAGGGCCGACAUCGACAAGCUCAUCCCUCACAAGGACUUCCGAGGCCUGGGUGUCAUUGACUGGGAGAACUGGAGGCCCCAGUGGGUGCGCAACUGGGGCUCGAAGGACAUCUACCGCAACAAGUCCAAGGAGCAGAUCCGGAAGCUCCAUCCAGAUUGGCCUGAGAGCAAGGUGGAGAAUGAGGCCAAGGAGGCCUUUGAGAGGGCCGGACAGGCCUUUAUGAACAAUACUCUACUGUUGGCCGAAAGUCGACGACCUGACGGCCUCUGGGGCUUCUACUUGUUCCCCGACUGCUACAACUAUGGCUACAAGACGCACCCGCAUCGCUACACAGGUGAAUGCCCCAACAUCGAGCAUGUCCGUAAUGACCAUCUGAUGUGGCUUUGGAGGGAGACCACAGCUCUCUACCCCUCUGUGUACCUAGACUACGAACUCAAGUCCUCGGCCAACACCGUCAAGUUUGUCCACUACCGCGUCAAAGAGGCCAUGAGGAUUGCCUCUAUCGCACGCACCGACUUCAUCCUGCCUGUGUUCGUCUACUCUAGACCCUUCUAUGCCUACACCUUCACGGUCCUCUCAGAGAGUGACCUGGUGCACACUAUUGGAGAGAGUGCAGCUCUUGGAGCGUCAGGAGUGGUACUUUGGGGCUCCUCAGAAUAUGCUCGAACUCAGAGAAACUGCCUGACCGUGAAGAAGUAUAUUGAUGGCCCGUUAGGCCACUAUGUCAUCAACGUCACCUCAGCCGCCAAGCUGUGCAGCAAAGCCCUGUGCAAGAAGAACGGCAAGUGUGUGAGGAAGAGCCUCGACUCAGGAGCCUACCUCCACCUCAACCCCCGCUUCUUCCACAUUCGCCGCAACCUGGGCCCCCGGGGGGCCCGCUUCCACGUGAGCGGCCAUCUUAACAACCACGACAUCCUGGACAUGAAGCACAAGUUUACCUGCCAGUGCUACCAAGGCUGGACGGGGGUCUACUGCGAGAUGCCCCAGAUGCCACCGCUCCCUCCCAUGCCCCGACCUAGGGACAACAGCCUGCUAGGGGACAUACUGGUCAUCCUGUCACUUCACUUCUCCUGUCUGUGUGUCAUCAUGUUCCUUGGUCUCUGCCUCAUCAUCAAGUGCUUGAUACUGUAGAGAGAGGACUACCCAGCAAACUGGGAACAUUCCCAGGACAUUAAAUAACAUUCUUAUUAAGUUCCAGCUAAUACUAGGAUGAUAAUAUCCCACAAACAUUUUUAAUCACCAAAUAUUUUUUUAUAAGAAAUGUUUCAAAUGAAAUAUAAUUGGAAUGUGCUCCUAACAUUCACUAAAUUGUUGUGCACAACAUCUGUAUAAACUACCACAGAACAUUCCCCUAAGGUUCACAUUAGGUUGCCAGGGAAUAUAAUAACACAACAUUGCGGUAAUGUUCUCAGAACUUACUGGUGCAACAAAAUGUGGAUGAAAUAGUGGUUGUGUGGAAACAUUACCAGAGCGUUCUGCUGAUUUUGAUGGAAAUGUUAUUCAAAACAACAAGCAGGGAAUAUUCCUACAAUGGUCUCAUAAAGUUAUAGUGUGACAUUAUGACAUGAUGUUCCAAAAACAUCCCUGAACAAACGUCAGCAAUUAUGUCUGGAUUCAAUUGAAUAGGUUCUGAAAAAUCUGCCCCAAUCAUUCGAAUUUUAAAUAUUUGGAAGUAGAUAUAUUUCCUGCCUGUCAUAAAACAAUUGCCAGAAACUUUAACAGAAUGCUAAAAUCAAUUAAAUCCGACCCCAGUAGACAGAUUAACAUUCCAAUUGCUUAAACUGGCAGAAUAUCUAUUGUCAAAAUGAAUAUAUUGCCACGGCUGAAUAUCUGUAGGUCAAUGCCUCCCAUGUCUCCCCCUUCUGGCUAUUGGGAUAAAAUUCAUAGUGUGGUUUCAAAAUGUAUAUGGAAAGGUAAGCAAUCCAGGAUAGAAAUAAAACAUUUACAAAUUUACAAAGAGGGAAAGACGUAGGAGGACUAUAUGUACCAAAUUUUAAAUAGUAUUUCCAGGCACUGACAUUUCGCCCCAUCCUAAAUUGGUUUACUGAUAUUUCCCUUAAACAAUGUAAACUACGUUUUGGUCCUAUUGUUGCUCAUACAAUUUCCAUUUGGCACAUAAUGGUUUGAGAACAGUCCAAGAUUUGAAAAACACAUACACAUUUCCAGGCGUCUCUUUCUUUCUAUAUUUACAACUUCGGUCAGCUAUGCUGGCCUAUGGAGUAUCUCGGGAAACCCAACUACCAAAACAUCCAAUGAUGGGAUUUAUAUAUAAAUGAUCUGGGCUACCAAAAGGACAAAUCUAUUUCGUAUAUAAACAACUUUUGGAAAGCUCAUAUUCAGAGGGAGCCAAUACAAAAGUAUGGUCUACAGAUCUAAGUGAAUUUGAAUAACCCUUUAACUGGAAAAGAAUAUGGGAAAAACAGAACCUUAGAAUCCGAUAAUUCGAACAAUCAAUGUAUAUAUUUUACAUUUGUUCAUAGACUGUAUUUAAUACCAAGGAAAUGUUUUAAUAUGAAAUUGGCCAUCAUUUAUUUUUUGUUUUCUUUUCCUAUAUAUACAGAAUGUAUUAUUACUUAAACUCUAAAAAAUAUUAUCAAAACUAUCAAUACUUUGUAGUUAUGUGCCUUUUGUAAUGUUUUUCUCUUAAAAAUGUUUCUUCUUCUUUUGAGUGGCAGCCCAUAGGUACAAUGUGUAAAAUAAUGAAAAUAUAUGAACGGAAUAUGAAAUUAUAAACAUUUAAAUAUUGUACCUGUAAAAAAAAAUAAUUUACAAAUAAAAUACAUAUUUGGUCAAACAUUAAAUGACUGGGAGGUUAUACAUAUGGAGCGUGCGACUCUCUUUGCUUGUAUAGUUUACGGUUUAUUCACCUCUGCACUAAAUCCUUUUGCGAGAGUCUUAUGAAGUUAUUCUGUAACGUUAUGACAUGAUGUUCCAAUGAUGUUCUAAGAACAUACUUCAAUGAUAAUGGAAGUGGCUCUGAAAACGUCACUGCAUUGCUCUGCCAAUAUUGAUGUGCCAUAUUAUUAUACGAAGUUGCCAAACUUUGAAACUUAGUCUAAAAUUGGCAUUUCAAUAUUUUUACAUGAUGCUAUCUAAUUAGGGUAUUGUCCAAAUAUAGUUUUAUAACUAGGGCUGGGCAACAUCGCCAAAAUAUAAUAUCACAAUAAAAAAAUUUUUUAUUUCUGAAUCCAUUUGGCAGUAUUUGAUGUUUUAUGUUUAAAAAAGAAAUGGGGAAAUUAAAAAUGCAAUUUGGUAAAUGGCAAAAAAAUAAAGUAAAAAUUAGUAAAUGCCACUCCGACAUUGCUCAUCCUAACAUUUAUAUAUUUUUUAACUCCAUUAUUUUACUUUAGAUUUGGGUGUAUUGUUGUGAACUGUUAGAUAUAACUGAAAUUGUUGGAGCUAGGAACUCAAGCAUUGUCACGGCCUGGCCUUAGUUAUCUUUGUUUUCCUUGUUAUUUUGGUUAGGUCAGGGUGUGACAUGGGUGAUGUAUGUGUUUUUUUGUAUGUUUAUGGGGCUGUAUCCUUUCUAGGUGUAUUGUAUGUAUAUGGUUGCUGUUAAAGGAUUUCUAAAUUCCUAUAUGUUUUGUAGCCAAAACCAAAUUCACACUCUAUCUAUUUCAUAAUAAGUUGUAAAUGUAUCAUUUUGCAUGAAAUAGAAAGGGACCCGUCUUAAAAACAAGUUCAGCAUUUAAUCUUGAUGAGUACUGCCCCAAAAUACAAAGAACAUUAUACUGCCCCAAAAUACAAAGAACAUUACAUUUUAAAGAGAGAACAUAAAA
Oncorhynchus mykiss (rainbow trout) is the source of this 4317-nucleotide messenger RNA. Its product is annotated as hyaluronidase Eo Hy-1-like. Gene Ontology annotation, cellular component: cytoplasmic vesicle. Gene Ontology annotation, biological process: hyaluronan catabolic process; carbohydrate metabolic process; defense response. The record is from RefSeq and is a predicted model, not a curated record. Gene Ontology annotation, molecular function: hyalurononglucosaminidase activity. Lineage: Eukaryota; Metazoa; Chordata; Actinopteri; Salmoniformes; Salmonidae.